Geodia barretti is the source of this 1324-nucleotide messenger RNA. The record is from the annotation of a GenBank genome assembly. Lineage: Eukaryota; Metazoa; Porifera; Demospongiae; Tetractinellida; Geodiidae.
CUUUUUGACCGCAGCCGCCAGCUCCCGACACAACUGCUGCCUCGUCUCCUCCAUCUUCUAGCUUCUGGCUACCUCUCUACUGACCUCUCUGACUACUACCACACAAACCCUUUUGCCUUCUCUGAAGAGUAGGCGUGGUCUACUCUCAGCUAUUACGUCAUGUGUUGUCUAUGACCUUUGCACCCUAAUUUUGCACGCUGGUGCAGUGGUGACUUCGCCCACUCUUAUCUCCUUGAGGCCCUCCUGUAGAGCGACUCUGAGCGAGGUAGCCAUGUCGUGGGUCGUCCUCGAUGUGCUGGUGCACGUGAUCAAGCCCCUCUGCUUGACAGAGAUGGAGACUCGUACAGGUCCCCGUGGAGUAACAAAUACGACCCUCCCCUGUCUGACGGAGCCGUCCCCAGCGACCGACUCCGGAGACUGGAGAUCGAGGCCAACCAGGCUUUUGACACUUACAGAGAAUUGUAUUUUGAGAGUGGCGUGUGCUCAGUCUACCUGUGGGACUUGGACCACGGCUUCGCCGGUGUCAUUCUCAUCAAGAAGGCCGGCGACACGGAGAAGAUCAAGGGAUGCUGGGACUCAAUCCACGUGGUGGAGGUCCAGGAAAAGGCACAGGGUCGAAACGCCCACUACAAGCUGACGUCGACGGUGAUGCUGUGGCUCCAGACGAUCAAGGCUGACUCUGGGACCAUCAAUCUCGGAGGAUCCCUCACUCGGCAGGCAGAGAGCGACCACGCCGUCUCAGACGCCAGCCCCCACAUUGCCAACAUCGGGAGAAUGGUGGAGGACAUGGAGAACAAGAUGAGACAGACGUUGAACGAGAUCUAUUUCGGGAAGACAAAGGAUGUUCUUAAUGACCUCAGGUCUGUAGGAGACUUGAAACUGGCUAACAAACAGCGGCUGUUAGCAGCUGAACUGAAGGAACGGAUGCACGCGAGCUAAUUCCUCUACACGCGUGCAAAAUCCUCUGCCACGCGCGCUAGACGUUUAUUCUAGUUUUCAACACAUGACUAAUUAAUUGCACACUCUACAGCUAUCGUCCACUGUACAGUGUUAGACAGACCAGAGGCUGCCUGGCCGUCUGGUUGAAUUUAGUGAUUUUCAAGCCGAUAACUUAUAGUUGGUGUUUCUUGUACACAUACAGAUUGUUUGUUGUUUACACUAAUUAUCAAUAUUGUGUACUGUGUGUUCUUAGAGAUUUCCUAUAAAUUUGAUAUAAUUAUAUGUGGGAAGUUAUACAAUACACUAAUGUACCAAGCCAAGUGUCGUUUAUAGAGAGGUGUGCUUUAUUUGGAGGAUUCUUCAAAAUCGUUGAAACUAGGGGAGG